AAAUCCCAGUUGAAAUUCACUCCUCCACUCGCACAGCAACCCUUUCACCGCAGUUCUCACUCUGCUCCUUUUCAGAAGCACGCCGCAUUCUUGGACGAUCGAGUGAACCCAGGAACGAGGAGAGAAAAGAGGAAAGAAAGAAAGUGAUAUCAUCAUUGCAUCCCGAAAUCCACUCUGAGAGCUUAUACACGACACCCAUCAACACACUUUCUCUCAGCCCACACAAUGGUGAAGUAAAGUUGACACUUUUAAGUCAUAAUUUUUUGUAUCGCAAGUGUCUCAAGACAUAAAUACAUACUUGAGAUCUGAGGACUCUGAUAGAGAAAGUAGAGAAAAACACAGUUAUUGUACAAAUUCCGAUUUACAUACAUAGACGGUUCACCCCGGACAAUGCAUGAGUCCUGGAACGGUGGCAUUUCACGAAUCCGUAUACAUGCUGCCUACGACCAGCUAGCAAUUAUGGACGAAAAGUUGUGUGGACGCUUGCCAAAAAGCAGACAAGGGACAACAUAUUAGUCGGCGAGUGUCAAAGGUGAAGAAAGAGGGAAAGAAAAAGCGUGGAGACUGCAAAACAAGCAGGCUGACUGCCCUGUCCAUACCCUCCCUUCGUUCGUUCUCUUCAUAAUUUCCAAAAUAUUUAUUUUCUCGCUCAUUUCGUGAGUGAAAGUGCUCCUCGACUAUUUUUCAAGAGUUCUUCCUUCAUGAAAGUCAGCCAGAGUCCCAGAGUUUCUCCUGGGUGUUGACUUUUCCAUUAUGUAUCACGCCACAGACGUACCCAACACUGUUGCACCACUUGAGUGUAUUAUUUGAGUGAAGGAAAAUAAGUGUAAAAGGAGAGGCUGGUCGGGUGCUUCACUUAUUUAUGAAACUUGAUGGAGUAGCUCAAGGGAAAGUAAACGGAAAGGUGGGAGUUGUUCUUUUCUCAUUACUUCUAAAACUGUGGCAAACUCUUCCAGAGAAAUGCAUCCGUAUAUCUGCCCAUAAAUCCGACAAAUUAUGAGGCUUUCAAUGUUGCACUGAACUCUACAUGCAUUUAUGUAGUUGCGUGAGAAUUUGAGUGGUGGGGUGAGACACCUCCAGUGACCAUACAGUAUUUAACAAUGACUUGAAAUUCAGACGCAAUAAUAUUUUUGCCCCACAAAUCACAGCGAUAAAUAUCUCUUUUUUUACUCCAUUGUUGAGUUUGGAAAUCAGGGGGAGUGCAAAAGUUCAAAAUGCGCUUCGCCUGCUGGAAGGUGCAUACAUGUUUUCUCUUCUUGAGCUGUAGUUUACGAAUUUCUGGAUCCAGUAAAACAAGUCAAGAGCAACAUUAUGGGAGCAUUAACGAGUAUGGUCAAGCUCGGGCUCACAACUCCAAGAAAGAACAAAAGCAAACGUACGGAUAUAGUCAGAUUUACCCCAAUAGCAACAACCUCGAUCAAUUGGGUGCAGCGUACCCACCCCCGUUGACCCACCACCACACGGGUUCACACGCCAUAUUCUUAGGUCCGAGUCCCACCCACAGCGGGGUCACCUCCUCAGCAACAACGAGCUAUGAACCUUUCGGCUACAGCCACUAUUCCAUUUCAUCACAUUUCUUCAACAGCGAGAAUGAGACUUCGACCGCUCAGAUGUUCAAUGGGUCCACACCCGCACCGCCGGAAAAUGAACCUCCUGCAUCAAAGUACAGCCUUUUCCAGACAAUCAUUAUUGCUUGGAUCGCUUCUUGUCUGGGACUGCUUACCGUAGGGGGAAACAUUUUGGUAAUGGUUUCCUUUAAGAUUGACAAACAACUGCAGACGAUAAGCAACUACUUUCUGUUCUCAUUGGCUGUCGCCGACUUUCUCAUUGGUUCGAUUGGAAUGCCGCUGUCGACUGUGUAUUUGUUAGUGGGACACUGGCCAUUUGGCGCAAGAAUUUGCGAUGCAUGGUUAGCAGUCGACUAUCUCACCAGCAACGCUUCCGUGCUAAACCUUCUAAUGAUCUCAUUUGAUCGAUAUUUCUCUGUUACACGUCCGUUGACAUACAGGGCAAAACGUACAACUAAAAGAGCAGCAUUGAUGAUAGGUUCAGCCUGGUUUAUAAGUUUGCUGUUAUGGCCUCCCUGGAUUUAUGCGUGGCCAUACAUUGAAGGCAAAAGGACAGUACCAGAGUUCAAAUGUUACAUUCAAUUUAUUGAAACAAAUCACUACAUCACUUUUGGAACAGCGAUUGCCGCAUUCUACAUUCCAGUGUCAAUCAUGCUCUUUCUCUACUUUCGAAUUUACAGGGAGACUGAGAAGAGACAAAGAGAUCUGUCUCAACUUCAAGCAGGAAAGAAGGACUCGAGUCGCAGAUCCAAUUCCAGCGACGAAGCGGUGGAUGUUGAAGAAUGGAAAAGAAUGAGGGCUGAGUCAUGUAUCUGUCCGGACCAUCUAGAACGAGCUUCCUCUUGUCCUGUCCACAGUCGACAGUCUGUGAGUCAAGCAAUUCCACAAUGGUGUUCAAAACGGUGGCGUUGUAUGGCGAGGUUGUGCAGGGCGUUUGUGGGGUUUUGUCGCGUGGACCGUGAUGCUGAAGUGGACGACGACGUUGAGGGUGAAGAGGAACACGUGUCCCCCGGCUGCGCCACCCCCGCUUCCGUGGAGACCCCACUCCAAUCCUCCGUCUCUCGGUGUGUCUCCCUCAACGUGAUUCGUGACCCACUCGCUCAAACCCCCACGCGACGCAACGACUCCAUCGUCUCGCCCAUUCAAAACACACAAGCCAUCACCCACAAAGAUGCGCACUCCAUUACUUCAGAAGGUUCGAAUGGAAAGUUGCCAGCGAGCGAGUCCGUGUACACAAUUCUUAUUCGGAUUCCUGGAGAGCUGGAGGCAAACCAGAAAGGGAGCAUCCGGAUGAUACAGGAGCCUGGCCCGCUCCCUCCGCCCGUACUUCCCCCCCAGCACCAAAAGGUCAAAUUAGCCGGAUCCGCCCCAGAAACUGGAUCGGCCACGGUGACGGACUCGCCUGCAUCUGGAAGCGGCGUUGGGAGCUUGGCUAGACGACCCUCUUCCGCCGUCCCUCCUCUCAACGCCCGCGUUGUUCCGAAACCAUUAACUACCAAAGGGUCCACCGGGACUUUGUCUUCCGCUUCCGUGCUCCCUGUAGCCCCUCCCAGGAAGAAGAAGAAGAAGAAUCAAGAGAAAAAACAGGAGAAGAAGGCGGCAAAAACCCUCUCUGCAAUUCUUCUAGCUUUCAUCGUCACGUGGACGCCAUACAACGUUCUCGUUUUGAUAAAAACCAUCAUGGUCAACGACGAUGCAAUUCCAGAGGGGGCAUGGGAUGCUGCGUAUUUUUUAUGCUAUUUAAACAGCACGACAAAUCCCAUGUUGUACGCUCUUUGUAAUGCUUCAUUUAGACGUACGUACAUUAGAAUCCUGACCUGCAAAUGGGAUAAUUCAAGGAGGCAGGCUCUCAAUCGUGGGUAUUAUAAUUAAAUCUAUACUUUCUCUACAUGGUGCUUCAUUAUAACCAACAUUAUUUACUCUCCAGUACUUUAGUUCUUCACCAGAAAGCUUUUUGAUACAUCUUAUUGUAAAGAAAGCACUGCACAUAAAGACAGACGAAAUAAUAUAAAUUAUUUUAUUUUGUGGUCUACAAGAAUUUAUCUGUACCGAAUCGACGCCAUAAAUAUGAAAUUAUGAGACACUAAAUAUAAUUAUAAGAUUUUAUUCUCGCAUUUAUCCUAAGCUGCUUAUUUUUUACUAAUGUUUUGCACAUCAAAUUCAAGUUAUUAAGAGAUCGAAUAUGACAUAAAUUAGACAUCUGUAUAUGUAGAAAAUGGGAACUGAUGGCAAUUAAGUAACGAAAUGAUGACACCAAUAAUCACAUUAUGUACUUCGUGUUGCGCAAUUCGAUAAAGGCGAAUUUACGAAACAGUUCUCCGUGACUUACUUUUUUUCUGCUAACGAAUUAAACUUUCUUAUAAUGAUGCACAAUAAUAAUGGUAGUGUUCCUGUCACUUUGUUCCUCAUCCAACUCAGUUCACAAUCCACUUAAUCUUUCUGUGUUCAGUUCAAUGUAGCAAAUUGGCCAACUCUUUCUUCGUAUAUAUAUACACAUAUUCCCCGGAAUUGCCAAGUAUAAAAGUGAACUAAAGAAUUGCUAUUUAGCUAACCAAACGUAACUAACUGGAGCUAAAACCUAGGCGUUCUCAGGUUCAUAUACAUAUAGUGAAAGUGAGGAGUUUUAUGAAAGGGGGAUACGGACUCUACAGGGUUGAUAUUUGAUUUCGCAUCUCUAACUCCAGCUCUUCUGUUACAUUCCUUACUCAUUCUUUCGCUAAUAACACAAUACCCAAACUUACUAAAAGUUUUUGUUUCUCAGCUUUUGCCACUGCCAUAAACAGUAGUUGGGAUGGAACAAGGUAAAAGUUUUCUUCUCAAAGUUUUUUGACAAACACAAGAAAGAUGUGGCAGAGUUGGGAAAGAAAAGUGUAGUGGAAUUUUUGGAAAGGCUGAUAGUUGUAGUAGCGCUACUACGACUGGAUGUUCAGUCAGACCGAGUUUUAUACUUUUCUAAGCAUUUACUUUCCUUUCUUGUCUGGUGGUGAGAGUUGCUUCAGAUGGUAUUGUUUUACUUCUCGCCGAUAGCAUCUCUCAAUCAAUUUGGACAUGACCACAACCCACUCGGCUCGAACGUUGGGAGAAAUUUCAAAAGAUAUUACUCUCUCCGACAUUGGCUAUUUAUAGGAAAGAGACUUUUGGGAAUUAUUUGCUGUACAAUUCAAAUUGUUUUGAUUGGCCUCGCUGAUUGAAUCGACCGGAUUGAACCAGAUAUCGGCUGUGUCACGUUUUUAUAUAAGUUAUUAGGUUAGAUUAUUUCAAAGAGAUUCUCUCCGUCUCGUUUAUAUAUUUUGGGAAUAUUUUACUUGACGAGAAUCUUGUUGGAGAAUGAGAAUACGAACUCACGUAAAUUUAAUGUUACGUCACUUUCAGUAUCGAUUGGUUAAUUUGUCAGGGGCAUACGAGACAAACACAUUCUCAAGGAAUAUGCAAGCUUGUUGAGUGAGCUAUGCAAAUAUGAGAAUGAGUGAGUAUGUGCUUUCGUCGCUUUCUUUAUUUCUGUCACUACUUACAAUUAGCAAACUCGUCUGACUACAGUCUAAAUAGUAAUGAAUAAUUAAGGUGUUUUUAGUCGCACGACUGUUCUCAAAGUAUGGUGCAAAGUGUGAGUGAUGCUAAACUAUGAGUAUCCUGAACCUGAUUUUAUUUCGAAAUGUACCUAAGCCAUUUAGCAGAUUAGUGUGUCAGUCUAUCAUAUUUAGUACAAUCAUUGAUAAAAUAUAUAAAGUCCAUCGUAUGUAUGUACCAACCAACCAAUCAAGCUUCCUUGAGCGAAUGUUUAUGGUAUGUCGUGAGGACGUGUGUAUGGCAAUUUUAGUGGCUAUGCAUACUUUUUGUUAUUUCGGGUGAAGAACUUGAGCUGAAAGAUUUUAUAAAUGUAUGUAAGUUGUUGUUUGGAACGAAGCGCACCACAAACAAAGUCUGUUUAAGAUAAGUUAGCCCGGUUGAUAAAUGCAAGUAUGCCAGUAAAUGAGAUUUUUGCAUAUAAUUUCUUCAUCCGUAGUACCGAUUAUGGAUACGCUGUUAAUUUUAAUAUAUUGAAACAGCUUUGUUUAUAUCUGGAUGAAAUAAUUUUCUACGCCUAUAAAACGUAAAUUUGGCGUCAUAAACUGUUGAAUUUUGCAGUAUUCCUUCAAGUAAGUUAAAAUUAGUGGUCAUAACUAACUGUAUGUAGUUAUAACACCAUCCACACAUAUGCAUACAACGUAUGUGAUCGCAGAAGCGAGCUAUUAAAUUUUCAAGUUUUUUUACCACUUUCGGUACCACUAAAAACGUACAUUCACGACCAACCUAAGGAGACAAUCUCUUUCUAAAAUAUGGAAAGUAUUUGCUGAUAUUUUAGCGAGUAAAAAUAAACAA
Messenger RNA from Folsomia candida, 5927 nucleotides. RefSeq names its product muscarinic acetylcholine receptor DM1 (gene mAChR-A). NCBI's taxonomy places the organism in Eukaryota, Metazoa, Arthropoda, Collembola, Entomobryomorpha, Isotomidae. The coding region runs from base 1215 to 3440 and encodes 741 amino acids. Gene Ontology annotation, cellular component: synapse; dendrite; plasma membrane. Gene Ontology annotation, biological process: G protein-coupled receptor signaling pathway, coupled to cyclic nucleotide second messenger; chemical synaptic transmission; adenylate cyclase-inhibiting G protein-coupled acetylcholine receptor signaling pathway. The record is from RefSeq and is a predicted model, not a curated record. Gene Ontology annotation, molecular function: G protein-coupled acetylcholine receptor activity; G protein-coupled serotonin receptor activity. The transcript has 12 exons.